Messenger RNA from Heterostelium album PN500, 834 nucleotides. Its product is annotated as YdeI/OmpD-associated family protein. Lineage: Eukaryota; Evosea; Eumycetozoa; Acytosteliales; Acytosteliaceae. The record is from RefSeq and is a predicted model, not a curated record. The transcript has a single exon. The coding region runs from base 1 to 834 and encodes 277 amino acids.
AUGAGUAGUAAAACAAAGAGUAAUAAAAAAAUAAAGAAUGACGAUGGUGAUUCUAAGGCUGUGGUUGAGGACGUCGACGAACUCGAGAGAAUCGGAAAUAUGGUGAAAAAGAUCGAGGGUAAUACAAUUUACAGACAUUUCUAUACGACCGGAGAUCUACACAAAUGGCUAGAGGAAAAUCACAAGACCGCCAAAGAGUUAUUUAUUUGCUUCUACCGAAAGGACAGCGGAAAGAAGUCGAUCUCAUGGGAAGAGGUUCUCGAUGUGAUGUUGUGUUUCGGGUGGAUCGACGGUGUCAGACGUCGCUGUGACGACGAGAGUUACUGCAAUCGCUAUACACCAAGGCGUCCAACAAGCAACUGGAGUUUUAUCAAUAUCAAAAAGGUGGAGAAACUCAUCGAGGAGAAUCGAAUGAAGCCGAUGGGUUUGGAGGCGUUCGCCAAGCGAAAAGUUGCCACUGCCGAAGAGGCCUACGAGAAAGAGAACCGAAAGCUCACAGGUAGUUUGCUAGCCAAAUUCAAGCGGUCAAAAGAGGCAUACAAAUUCUACACGGAACAAACCGAUUACUAUCAAAAGGUUUCCAGUCGAUACGUGAUGAAUGCGGUGCGAGAAGAGACAAGAGAGCAGCGACUCGAUGAACUGAUAAAAGCAUCUUCAAAAUACGAAAGAAUGGACCGAUUCAAACCACUAAAACAGCAAAAGAAAAACAUAACCAAAGCAACAACCAACAACUCUAAAUCGAAAAGAAAGAAAAGAGAAGAAGAGUCUGAAUCUGAAUCUGAAGAGUCUGAUUAUGAAUCGGAUUCAUCAAGUAGUAGUAGUAGUGACGAAUGA